UCGGUCACGCGCAGUUCUGGAGUAAGGCUGCUUCUUUGAAAUUGACAAAAAAGUUAAAAGAAACUCAAGAUUAUUCGCAUUUUUACAAUCAACAACAUUGCUACCUAGCAGAGGACACACUGGAUACAAGAAAACAGCCCGAUAGGUCCGAUGAUGAGACCCCAGAUCUAGAAGUGACCGGUGAGGCAAGAGGUCAUGAGGAAGCAGGGGCCCAGAGUGUUGUAGCUGGCCAAGAGAGCAUGCCCAUGGCUGGGAGAGCUGAGUUAGGGCAGCCCCAGAGUCCCUUGUCUUGGCUUUGCAAGGUUGUGAAGUACAGGGACUCCUUCAUUGUAGAUUCCCAGACGCAGGAGGGAGCGUCCAACCCCUCUGAAACCCAGGAAAAGAGGAUUGCCCCAGAGACGGAACCAAGGGCUGAAGAGAGAGAGGUAGGGACCCAGACUGUUGUAGCUGGCCAGGAGAGUGUGCCUGUUGCUGGGAGAACUGAGUUAGGGCAGCCCCAAAGCCCCUUGUCUUGGCUUUGCAAGUUUAUGAUGCACAGGAACAUUUUAGAUUCCCAUACGCAGGAGGGUGAGGAGGGGGCGUCCGACCCCUCUGAGGCGGAGGUGGAAGACGCCAUCGCUGCUGUGCAGUUCCUGAUGGACGAGUUUGGAGUGGACCUGGCGUGCGUGAUGCAGAGCUUGCUGAAGAACAGCGGUGAUUUCCAGGCUGUGCGGCACUACCUGCGCACCGGCCGCAGAGCGGACGGGAGACCCCUCUGGACACGGCACGACGACCUGGCUCUGCAGUCAGGAGACCCCGCCACAAAACAGGCUCUAAUACUCAAGUAUGGAGAGGAAAACGUGGCCAAGAGGGUGGCAUUUUUCAAUACCUGACCUGCAGAGGGAUUAAAGGCUGUUUUUGCUCUUGUUGUUCUUGUAUGUUAAUAAAAAUAAAAAAUAAAAAACACUCUGAAAUGGUUCACAUUUUUCAGUGCAGUUUGGAAACUGGAUUGUUUUGGUUCAGAUUUAAAAAA
Messenger RNA from Acipenser ruthenus (sterlet), 1012 nucleotides. RefSeq names its product telomeric repeat-binding factor 2-interacting protein 1-like. Gene Ontology annotation, cellular component: shelterin complex. Gene Ontology annotation, molecular function: telomeric repeat DNA binding. Gene Ontology annotation, biological process: regulation of DNA-templated transcription; telomere maintenance via telomere lengthening. NCBI's taxonomy places the organism in Eukaryota, Metazoa, Chordata, Actinopteri, Acipenseriformes, Acipenseridae. The record is from RefSeq and is a predicted model, not a curated record. The transcript is spliced from 2 exons. The coding region runs from base 240 to 872 and encodes 210 amino acids.